Molecule: messenger RNA, 1206 nt
Organism: Rhodamnia argentea
Lineage: Eukaryota; Viridiplantae; Streptophyta; Magnoliopsida; Myrtales; Myrtaceae
Exons: 3
Coding region: 539-904 (121 amino acids)
Source: RefSeq, a predicted model, not a curated record
UUCCUGCAAACAAAUUCAAUGCUCUCUCUCUCUCUCUCUCUCUGGAAGACAUUGAAGCACUCUUCUCUUCUUCUUCUUCUUCUUUUAGUUUAAACUCGCCACGCGUUUUCAAAAAAGUUUCAGUCUUUCGGGGGAGAGAGACGAGUACAACAGAACUGUGCUUUAGUUUAUGUGAGGUUGGAGAUAUGGGCAUUCAUUUUACGUGCCGGCGUUGCCUUAUCUGUCCAGAUUUUCUGGUAGACUUUUUGGUGCGUCUCCUCUAAAUCUGGGGGUGACGCAGGGGGACGCGCAGCUGCAUUUCUUGCUAUUCCUGGUCCACUUCUGCUCCAGCACGGAAUUCCCACAACAGAAAAAAAGAAAAAAGAAUUCCAGUUCGGUGAGCUGGGAUCCUCAUUCUUGAGUUCGCUUUUCGAUUGGUUUAAAAAGGAGGGUGUCGUUUUGAAGAGAGAAGCUGCAUUGUCCUGAGGAAAAAAAAAAAAAUCUCAUCUGGGGUUUCUUGACAUUGAGUGAUUUUGCUGUGUUUGCAUGCACUGGAAUCAUGAAAAUCUUGGCACCGCUUGUUGUGCUCUGCAUGGUUGGAGCAACUUCUGUGUUGCUCUUCGGCUUCUCGGACGCCAAGACUGGCUCCUCAGCUACUGUAACUUCAGAUGUUGCAUCCACCCACCACGUUGAUACGAUGGUCAAUACAGUCGCAGGCAGGAAGUUCAAGGGCAAUGGAAAUAGUCUCAACUCUGAGUUGAAAUUUAGUGAGGAAGGAAGUGUGAGUCUGGAGGAUUACCGACCUGUCGACCCUGCUCCAAGCUCAAAGGCCUCCAUAAAGCCGGGACCAAUCGUGCAUGGAGCUCCUUUUAUGCCAUACAUACCAAAGCCUUCACCUCCAGGUCCGCCUCAGCAUGGUGGCUAGUCCGUUAGCCCCACCCUUUGUUCUUGUUCAUGCAUUUUUAUCUAGAUGUGCACUGCCUCGCAACUUGGUUGUUUUUUAGGGACGCUGCCUAGCUACUUGUUCAUGUUUUCGCUAGUAUACAUGUGCUAUUACCAUACUUAUCGUUACUAAGUUCCUGUAACUUACACGAGAAAUGAGACGCCUGUCCGUUUGGAUGAUUUAUGUCUCGUUGUCAUGGCUUGACUCUUGUCACUCUGCGGUUUAUAUUUGCAUUGUCUAACAAAUUUCGAAAGGUGGAACUGUCAAAUUAAUAGAUGGGAAAA